Messenger RNA from Thermothielavioides terrestris NRRL 8126, 2678 nucleotides. Its product is annotated as STE like transcription factor. The record is from RefSeq and is a predicted model, not a curated record. Gene Ontology annotation, biological process: regulation of DNA-templated transcription; sexual reproduction. The transcript is spliced from 4 exons. Gene Ontology annotation, molecular function: DNA-binding transcription factor activity. Gene Ontology annotation, cellular component: nucleus; Tec1p-Ste12p-Dig1p complex; Ste12p-Dig1p-Dig2p complex. Lineage: Eukaryota; Fungi; Ascomycota; Sordariomycetes; Sordariales; Chaetomiaceae. The coding region runs from base 13 to 2097 and encodes 694 amino acids.
CAGGGUGCAGCCAUGGCCGCGCAACAACAGAAACCAGAGACGUUCAUGUUGAGCACCGAGGCUCAGCAGUCACUUCCUCACGAUGCUCAGGUAGCUCUGCAGCAGGUUGACAAUCUCAAGUAUUUCCUCAUCUCGGCGCCAGUUGACUGGGCGCCUGAUCAGUACAUUCGACGCUUUCUUCUUCCCACCGGCGAGUACGUUUCUUGCGUGCUAUGGAACAACCUGUACCACAUUUCCGGCACCGACAUCGUAAGAUGUCUCUCGUUCCGGUUUCAAGCCUUCGGCCGCCCCGUCAAGAACUCGAAAAAGUUUGAGGAAGGCAUCUUCUCGGAUUUACGGAAUCUCAAGUCGGGGACCGAUGCGUCGCUCGAGGAGCCCAAGAGUCCAUUUCUCGACUUUCUCUACAAGAACAACUGCAUUCGGACGCAGAAGAAGCAGAAAGUCUUCUACUGGUACAGCGUACCACACGACAGGCUCUUCCUUGACGCACUCGAGAGAGAUCUGAAGCGGGAAAAGAUGGGCCAGGAACCGACAACAGUCGCCGUCAGCGAGCCGGCCCUGUCGUUCCAGUACGAUUCGUCGCAGUCGCUGUACGAGCAGCUCACGAAGGCCCAGCAGGCCAACGCAUCGGCUUUCAACGCCCAGCAGGUUUCUUUCUCCCAGCCCCAGGCCCCAUCUCCGGUGAUGCCGGCGAUGGACUCGAUGCCUCCACCGCAGAUGAUGAUCCCCCAGACGAUGCCCCCUUUAGCGGACGGGAUGGACGCCAUGGCCCACUACAACGGGACGAUGGCGGUGGCCCCGGCCAUCCCCGCUUCUCAAGCAGUGGUCAAGCGGGAGCCUGACUACGCGCGCGUGCAGUACAACCAGAAUGGUGUUCCGAUCGCUCCGACGCACCAGCGUCACACGUCCAUGCCGGCUUUCGCCCUGGAGUACUCACCCGCACCCUCGUUCGUCUCGUCCCAUUACGAGGAGUACAGCCAAAGGGGCAUCUCGUUCGAGCCCUUGACACCUCCCCAACAAACCCUCGCGAUGACGGGCGAGCCCGCUUACAUCGCUAACGAGGAGACGGGCUUGUACAGCGCCAUCCCAGACCUCAACCCCGUCGGCGCUCUCAAUGGCAUGAUGCAACUCCCGCCGUCGAAUCUGGCUGGGCCUUCGUUCCCCCGGGCGUACGGCUCUAACAAUGUCUACUCUGUGAUCGAAGGGUCGCCAACAUACAAGCAGAGGAGACGGCGGUCCUCCAUCCCUCCAUCGCUGUCGGCCACGACAGCAGCGAUUGCCGCAGCUACUUCAGCGACGCACCGGCCCUCAGACCUUCGCAGGUCAGUUUCCGCGUCGGUAGGCCCGGUUGCCGAGGGCGAGGAGUCGGCCGAGCCGUCGCCGCCAGGCCUCACAUACAGCAACACGGGCACGUCGAUGGGCAGCCAGCAGCACAAGGAGGUCUUGGAUAUGUCCCGCCACGGCACGCCGCUGUCAACUGUGGAAGGCAGUCCUGCGCUCAACCCCAUGGCGCUGCAGCAACACGAGUACUCUCCGCUCCCUGGCGACGAGUUGGCCGAGCAACGGUCGAUGAUGCACGGGCCCCACGUCGUGCGCAAAGCUCGUUCUGCCUCCGUCAUGGAGCUCGGUCCAUAUCCUCAAAAGUCCCACUCCUGCCCCAUCCCAUCGUGCGGCCGCAUGUUCAAGCGGCUCGAGCACCUGAAGCGACAUGUGAGAACACACACCCAGGAGAGACCCUACACCUGCCCUUAUUGUAAUAAGGGGUUCUCCAGAUCAGACAACCUCGCACAGCAUAAGCGCACCCACGACCGCAAUGACGGGGCCGAGGGUAACUUCAACUCGGGCGAGGAGGAGGAGCAGUACUCGGGUGAGGACAACUCCCUUGGAGACGCCUCUCCGACAUCCGAAAACGGUUAUGUUGCCGGGUCGCUUGAUGCGGCCGUCAACGGCAAUAGCAACGCUUCUGCUGCCAACGGCAUGUCGUCCACCGUCCCGACGAGUCUCGCCCACACGCAGACGUUCAACAGCCUCCAGACGCUGAGCAUGCCGAUGACGAUUAGCCAACCUCACGCCAUCAACACUGGCGGUGUGGCGUAAAAUUCCAGUCACAGCCGAAAGGAGACGCGUCCAUCUGCUCAGACCGCCCCAGGGCUCGAGUGGCUUUUAAUCAUCGUUUUGCCCCGCCAUCCUGGACUGGGCCUUUCUUUCUGUUCUGUUUUCCUCUUUUUUUGAAAGUUGUGACGUCCGAAAAACAGCACGCUUGGAGCGGCAGCCGUGGCAUUUGUGGUGUUUUCACUAUUAGCAGCUGGGUGUUUUUCUUCAUGGCGUGGAGAAACAGCCGCUUGCUGGUCAGCAUUUUCGCAGUGUGGAAAAGAGGAUGGCGAAUAGAGGCGGGGCGCCGUGGGAGGCUCCUUGCACAAUGGGGAAGGGAAGGACUGUCUCACUUCUAGAGUUUCCGUCGUGCUUGUCAUGGAGGAAGCGUGGAUCGUGGUAGAUCAACAGGAUGGGCUCUAUGAGCAGUUGCUGUAUAUAUAGGCCUUCUUUUUUCGAUUUUUCUUUUUCUAUGUCCUUUUGGGGAUGUUUUCUGAUAGGUGCACGAUAGCUCCGUCGGCGUGCCGCCGGGCCGGAGACGUAAGAUACCAAGGUGGUCGGGCGAAUUGACGCUUUUGAGCCAAUGU